AUGAACUACUCAUCGUUGAAGAAAAAUCUGUUCGUUAAGUUUAGUAACACUGGACAUGGAUCACCAAAUGAGGAAGACAAAGGGGCUAUAGGCUCUGGUGCAAUGAGAAGAACCAUAGGAGAGAUAUUCGGGAGCAGUAGGAAAAGUGGAACAAACGACCAAUGGGGGGUAGCAAAUGAUCCAAUUAAUAAAUCAUUUGGAGGCGCCAAGAAGAAGAAGGAAAUGAACGCUCUGCUGGAGAUAGAUGAUAUUUUGAAAGACCACGUCCCUGUGAAGGAGGAAAAAGUUGUAGGGAGCAGGAAGAAGGGAACGCAACAAAAAAAUGGGGCACUUGGUGCAACAGAUGAAGGAGAGGUGGGGCUAGCGAAGAAAUGUUCUGUGGCAUCAUCCGCAGAAUCAACAUCAGGUUCUGCACCUACUUUAGCAGUGGCACAUACAGCCCAGGGAGAGGUCGCCAAGGGGUCGGUGCUUCUCCCCCUUGGUGGGAAAAGCGAGAAGAAAAUGCCGAAGUGUGGGCAAGAGGGUGCAUUUAAAAAAAAACUAGAUAUCGUGGAGGCGAGUUUUAGCGUGGUGGACAAGUGGUCUACCCAUAUAGAACUGAUUGACUUUGUGAAGAACAACAUGAGGACCAACGAGUUUAUCUAUGUGCGGAGCCUGGCCGAAGGGGGGUACGAGAAGGUUCCCUGCGGAUCGAAGAAGGAAGAAGGUGUCAUGUCCAUAUCGCUGAGCGGAGUGAUGACGAACGAAAAAAACGAAACGACCUUCUACGAACUGAACGAAUGGAAGGACCACAUAACUCUCCUUAAGAGUGCCCUCAGCUUGAAGUUCGUAAGGAAAUUCCAAUUGUACAAAUAUUUUUUUCUCCUGAAGAAUAUGAUUAAGUCGUCGAAAUUUAGCAGAAAGAAAAAAUAUAUAAAGGAGAACUUGCUCUUCUUGAAUGAGCACUUCCUGAAAGGGUUCAUAGAGAUACAAACUAUUUUGGACGAGGUGAGAGAGUACAGACUGAUCGAUACAAACAUUACCAACAUGAGCUUGGAGCAAUUUAAGAAUUUCCAAGGAGAGUAUUUCCCAAAGUUCGAUAACUUCAUUAAGGGCAAGCUCAAUCAUAUUGCUACGAUUAUCUGUGAGUACAGCUUGAAGGCUCUCAAUGGGUUUUUAAAGAUAAAUGGCAUUGUGCAGGGAGGUUCCGCACAGGUGGAAGGUGGACCCAUCGUAGCAGUGCCAAGUGGAGUCACACAGAAGGGAAUGCUAAGUACGGUUAUGCAAAACGGAUCGAUCCGUUUGAAGGGGGUGAAAGCCUCUACCGAGGGGCACACGAAGAGCGGAAAACCGGACACCAUCAACGCUCGUGCGAAGAUGAAUGCAAAGAUGAAUGCAAAGAUGAAUGCAAAGAUGAAUGCAAAGAUGAACGCAAAGAUGAAUGCAAAGAUGAAUGCAAAGAUGAACGCAAAGAUGAAUGCAAAGAUGAACGCAAAGGCCAAUGCAAAGGUCAAUGGCAACGCCGAAGUCGACAUCGACGUGUAUUACAACAAAAUCGCACUGAGUAGCUGCUACUGCGUCUACAUAAAGCACUUCAUACAGUUGUGUCAAUACCUCUGCGACGACACCCUCAGGGGCAUCAUCAUGCAGACGUACAACUAUUUCCUGGGGAUACUCAACAACUAUUUCGAGGAGGAUCAAAAUGGAGAAGAUAGACCCGCCCAGGAAGGGGAUGUCGAGAAUAAUAACAGAAUCAAUACAGAUACCUCUACUCCAUUUAGCGUAACGAAAGGACUCACCAAUGGUGGAUCCUCUCUGAUGAGACAAGUCAGUGGAGCGGUUUACUCUCCCUAUGCUCAAACGGGAGAAUCUGGUGGCAGUGGUAGGGUUAACGAAUCCAUGGUGGGAAAAACAAGAGGAAGGAAUAGCCCCAAAAAAAUAAUCAACAAGGAUGGUACACCAUACAGGUUAAUUAAGGUGGAAAACAAAGAAAGGAAUAUCCAGUCAGACAAUAAAAACGUAGGAAUUAAUAUAAAUACCAUGUAUAGCAGAAGCAACAGUGCAAGAAAUAAAACGAAAAAUGAAGUGUGUCUUUUCAGCGUUGUUCUACAUGUAGAAAAAUAUCAUUUGAAAAUAACACCAGAUUGCAACCUACUAAUAAAUACUCUGAUGGAGAGUUUCUAUACGGGUAUUGAAAAUAUAUGCAUGCGGGAGGAGUUCUUUAAUUAUUACAAGAUAAGGGAGUUCUUCGCGAAUGAGAUUUUCGUAGACAGUGUAAUUUUUAGAGGGGGUAGGGAGGAGGAUCCGGGAACUGCCCUUGAUAAAACACUACUGAUGAGUAAUGAUCGGUCAAGCGCAGCGAAAGCAGAUGCACAGCACAUGGAUGAAUCACAAAUACAUGAAUUGAUACCUUAUCGAGUUUUACCCCGUGAAGCACUACCCACCACACGUUUCGCCGAUGCCAUUGGUGCAGAUGAAGUAAUUCAGGAUUUGGAUGAGGAACUCAAGGAGAAGAUGAAAAUAAUGUACAACUCGAUGGUGGAAUCUUGUAGCGAAUUUGAGGAAAUCAUCCAACUGCACAACAAGAAUGACCAGAUCCAAGUGGAUCAGAUAGAUAUUAUGAACACACAGUCGAUUUCUCAACUUUUUAUAUCAUUUAAGGAGCUGGAAAACAAAGUGAAACGGAUGGAUAAACACAUACAGAUACAUUUGUUUAAGGUGGAUAAUGCACACCUGAUCGAUAACCUGUUGAAUAACAUCAAGAGUAAGUGGAACCACCUCAUCAGUUACCUACCAUCGUUGAGCAACCAAACGAUAGAGGAGUUGACGAGUAAACUGGACAAAUCCUUCAACCUCAUAAAUAAUAUUCCUUCCACCAUUAAUGAACUCGUUGAGUACAUCACCUUCACGAACAAGUUUGUGAAUGAACUUGUGAGCAUAGAAGAAAACGUAGAAUCCAUAUCAUCCCUUUUUCUACUUUUCAAAAAAUACUACAUAAGCAUGAGUGGGAACUACACCACCAAGAUCUUCCAUAUUAACCAGAAAAUGAAUUCCAUGAAAAGCAUCCUUCACAAGGAAAAAAAUUACGAUAUAGAAUUUAGCAAUCUCUUUAGAGACCUAACCAUCGAAAUCGGUAAAGUGGAGCAAAAUAUCCAGAGAAUCUUAAGCAUCGUCAAGGGUAACCUCAUCCACUUCAACUUUGUCCAUACACUAGAAGAGAUGGAGAACCUUCUCCGAUGUGUAACUCCUAUAGGGGAUAUUCACGAACAGUACUACUCUGCAGAAGGAACAGGAAAAGGGAUUGAUUCAGAUGGAGCUGUUGAUCCCCUCUUCCAGAUUGGCCCGGACGAUGAAAUCCUCAUUCUGGAUGAACAGACAAAAGAACGUUGUUACAUAUUUGAGUUGCUUGAAUUUCUGAGGAGAAAAAUUCUGGAGGUAAAGAAGGAUGUAGACAAAUACAUCUUCUAUCAGAAAGUUUUAAAGAAGAAAAAAAAUGCAUUUGUGAAUUUUAGUUUGCUAAAAAAUAUGUUCUUGAAUAACAGUCUUGCCAUUUAUACCUACUACAAGUACCUUUGUUGUAACGAGAAAUAUCGAGGAGAAAAAAUUUUUCGUCUAGAUGUACAGUGUGUGUCAUCUGAAAUAGCUUCCAUAGAUUUGUAUUUCAAGAGGAUCAACAAGAAUUUUGUGAACGGAGAUUUUUACGAGCGAUGUAGUAGAUUCCACAGAACCUAUGAGAGUGCACUUCGUGUUCUGAGGUUACUGGACUCGGUGCGAGGGAGCCAGAUGUAUUUCAACCGGGCGGUGGCUGUGUUGAAUGGCGCCAAGGGGGGUACCGUGCAUGAGGAUGUAGCGUGGGUGAGCAUGCGCGGGGUCGACUUAGAUGGCUGUGGUGACAUUAGCACUGAUCGUUCUAGUCGUCAUGAUGUUAACCUUGAUGGGGAUAGGCACCCCCGGCAGGAACCGCUGACAGAGGUUCAGGAGCAAAUUGAGCUUAGAGAACUGCUCCACCUACACUUCGCCAACAGAAUACCCGACCUAGAGAACAUCUACAUGGAAUAUGAAAAGGAAAAAAAAAUAAACGAAGAGAUGGAGAGGCUGAGAGGAGACUUAAGGAAGAACAAAGUAGAUGUCAACCUUGUGAACAAGAAGGUAUACUUCGUAAACAACGUGGCGGAGUUGUUACAAAAUUUGAAUGGAACACUUGCACACUUGUUGGUCCUUCAAAACGAUGCCUUCAGUGAACAUAUCUACCCAGAACUGUAUAAGCUCUCCACUCAGAUAAGGAAUUUCACGAACGUUUUAAAAAUUAUUAAUAGAAUACAGAGAUGCUAUCUUGACCUAGCCAAGCAUAAAAAUAGCGAACUCAAGAAGGCUCUAAAAACGGACCAAUUAUCCUCCAUUGUAGGAAAGUACAAGCAGAUGUGUGAAGAUUUUUUCAUCUAUCCACAGAUAAUGAAACAUUUAGAAAAAGCAUACGAUGUGGAGGAUUUUGAAAAAACAGAAAGAGAACUAAGAACCAUUCAGAAAGAGGUGGAACGAUAUACUUUACAACGACGAAGCGAAUGGUACACCUUCUUCCUACUAACGGAUGAGGAAUUCUUAGAUGUCUAUUUAAAUAUAAAGGAUUUAAAAUGUCUGAACAGAUACGUGCAUAUGUUAUUCCCAUCUGUGAAGAAAUUUAUUUUUCAAAAUGAUUCCAUCUGCGGGAUCAUAACUUCCGACAACGAACGGGUUCUAUUCAGGGAAGAGAUAAAAUAUAAGAAGAUUGAGUUUUUGCUAAAUGAGAUAAAGAACGAAAUUAAAAAUUCUGUGAUGAGAAGUAUCCAUGGAUAUGUUGACAGGAAGGAAUUCUUGGCUCCCUUGAAGGAAGACACCUACCUCCUUUUCUGGCACAUAAAAAAUUUACAGCAGCUCUUCAUCUUCAUCAAUGUGUAUUUUACGCACAUCUGGGAGGGCUUCGUUCACGACGCGCAGAAGAGCAAGUACGUAAUCUACCUCCUCACGGAGAACCUGCGUCGAAUGGCGGGCAUCCUCGCCAAGGGGAGAAGCGAAGAUGAUGCAUAUGUGGAGGAGAGUAUUCCCCUGCAGGAUGAUCAACAUGAGGGACAGACAAAUAAUAUCCAAUCACUACAGAACAAUAAAGGAUGGACAUUUAUCUUCACCUCCUUCGCUCAGAUGCGUGAUAAGUUGCAAGUAUUUCUAAACGAACAGAGCAGUGGCGCUAUCAGAGGAAACUGCACUUAUGGUUACCUGGAACAGGUGAAGCACGACCUGGACAAAGAGAUGUACCGCAUCCGUUUUUUUAAUCAGAGUAUAAAGUAUAAGUAUGAACUUUUAGAAAAUCAGAAUUACACAAUGGAUAUUUUUUAUCACGAAAAAAGUUAUGGGUUCUUUUUUUACAAAUAUAUUCAAAACGGGUUCAUUGUAUUACCGUCGAGCUGCAUCUACGGGAUCAGUCACUCAAAGAAUUUCUCCACUCUGCUAGGAUUUCACUACAUAUUAAUUAACAACAAGGGGGUGAACAAAUCGGAUCUGUUGAAUUACAUAUCGUGUAGCUUGUGCUCCAAUGUAUCCGUUUUUCUUCACCAAGUAGAUGCGUACAGACCUGAGGUUCUAGCCGUAUUAAAUGAGCAGCUAGCCAAUAUUAGAAACCAUUUGGUGAAUAAAAUGAAGUCCAUAAAAAUUAACGGAAGCGAAUUCAAUCUCAGCAAAAAGAACCUUAUGUACAUAUCUCUAUCAGAUCAAUUCCUUCCCUUUGAAGAGUACUACUCAGAAGGGCGUUCACUAACCCCAUUGACCAGGAUCCAUUUCUCAUUUUCGUUGCACAACCCCGCCAAGCCUUUUUCAUUUACAGUUCUCUUCCUUGUCUUCCUCUCGUCCGGGCCCAGUAGGGCAUAUACCUUGGCCUCCGCGACAUAUAUGGCUUUCCAGUAUUUGAAGCAACACGAUUCUCUGAAGUCGCACCUGGACGAAAAGACAUUGCUCCGCGCGGUAAAGAUGGCUAGACGUGAGAAGAACCCAUGCGAAGAGUACACCGUAGCCAAGGGAAUCAUCAAGCACAUCUCUUCUUUUGUUCAUGGAUCCAAAUGGAGAGAACUGGCAAAAGAUAUUUGUCCACUAUUUAACAUCCCGAAGGAGUGGAGAGACCGGCUACUCGCCUGGGUAGACAAGAAGGAUGAAGCAGACCAACAAGAACUGUACUCAGUGGAAGAGUCUAGUGAAAAAACGUGUCACAAUGGAACCUCGUUGGAUCAACAAAUAACCCACAUAAUAACUAACUUGAUGGUGGAAAAAAAAAUGAACUUCAUGAAAUAUCAAGUGGAGAAAUCUUUACAACUGUAUAAACUAUUGAAUUAUUUUAGCUUUCGCAAAAGUGAUCAGAUGAAGUGCGAGCAGAGAAAAAUAACAAACAUUCUUCUGAUGGGAGAGAGGUAUUCUGGAAGGAAUACUAUCGUCCAUGUUAUGGCUACUUUGAUUAACCGUUUGGAGAUGGUAGAACAGGGGGCCUAUAAUAAUUGUACUUUGGAGAACAUCAACUUGAGUUAUUGUGAAGAUGGGGAUUGCCUCAAGUUUGUGUUUGGUCGAAAUGGAAAGGGUAUCUCUGUGGGCGAGGAGAAGAAAGAUUCAGGUAAGCAAUUCAUUCAAAUGGAAGGAGCAGAAGUUAAUGGAGGGGAAAACUCUGGUGAAGCAUCUCUUCAGAUGAAAAACGCCCAGAUGUACACCAACAAAUUUGGAAGAAAGACCAAAAAAAAAACAGAACACACAUGCACAGAUGAAAGGAAAGAGGUUAAUCGAUAUAAUCAGUGGGCUGGAAAUUUUGUUCAGAAGAAUAACAGAGUACACAUACUUGCCAUCAACGUACGUGACAGUACGUUCAUGGAGAGCAUUAUCAGCCACACGAUGAAGAAGAAUCUCCUAAGUCAAAUGAACAAAGAAGAAGACGACUGCAAGAACUACUGUUAUGUAUUCAUGCCAGAGGAAUUAACAAAAAUGCCUCCUAACCUGAUAGGAAAGUACCACCACGUGCAAGUGAGACACACCGUUCCCUUCCUCCCAUUCAUCACGCAUGCAGUGGAGAGAAUAAAAACUUACAAGUCUGCCAAGAAAAAAAUCAUCAAGGUGUUUGAGGAUUUGUUUAUCGAGGCAAUGAACUUUUUUAAAAAGCACAGAAAGAAUGAAGGUAGUAGCAAAUUUAAGUUCUAUGGAAGGAAUGGUAAGAAGAAGAACCCAUUUGAGAGAACCCCUGGUGAGAAGCGUCUCUCUUCUUCCUCGUUUGUUACACAUGGGGGAGAAAUUCCCGGAAGAUUGAGUGGAAAUAACGAUGGGGAGAUCGGUAGACAUCAAUAUCGUGAUGACAACUGUCAUGUGCUUAAGGAGGAAGGAGCAAGAUCUGUUGAGAACGCUGAAGAAGUGGAGGAGGAAUCUGAUGAGGAAGGCUAUGAUGGCGUAAGGAAAGAUGAUGGUAUCAUCCAUUUUCUCCACAAGGGAAGGAUCCAAGUGAGUGUCCACGUGAAUACCCUAAUCAGCCACUUUGUACAGUUCGUGGAUUACUUCAUAACAACACUCAAGGAGAAAAAAGGGGUGGAAAAAAAAAUCCUGGAUAACCACUUGAACAAUAUAACCACCAUAAGCUUUGUCUAUGCGUUUACAUCCUUGAUGGAUAAACAAUUCAGAACCCAAUUUGAGGGGUUCAUUUUUAAGCACAUCAACAACAUCUCUAUAAUACCAAGGAACAGUUCAUUUGUUCAUCUACACUACAAUGCAGAAACGAACAAAAUCAUGAGACACGAAAAAAUGUUUUCAAAGGAAAGUAUACACAUAAGUAAGAUGGAUCUAGUGGACAAGGCUCUAUUCAUCAAUGAUAGCUACUUCCUCUUCGAAGACCCCAACAUUCUAUGUAUGAAGUACCUUAUAAAAAUUUCUUCCUACUUACGUAUGCCUCUUGUUCUGAUGGGUGGGUCUAACUUAGCUAAAUCCAUGUGCAUUUAUAACCACUUGAAUUCGGAUGAGCAGAAGAACCCGAAGCUUCACAACUUUACCUUCCGUUUCAACGCACUAUUUCGGUACAACCGAAUUGUGAAUAAGUUGCAUCGCUCCUUCGACCUCUCCAGGGGCUCAGUGCAGGACGACGUGACGAUAUUUAUCGACGACAUUAAUUGUCUGGGCGGGCAUUCUCGUCUCACCAUGGAGUUUCUCUACGCCCUCUCUAAGAACAAUGCUUUCUUCGACCAGGAGCUUGCAACCAAUGUAUCCCUACCACGUCGAAGAAUCUUUUGUACCCUUAACAGUGAACACGCCAUGCGUACACAGGAAGAUUGUAACAACUUGGAAAGGAUGCACCGACGAUUAUUCAUACUGAAUGUAGGGGAGAUGGAAACCCGGGAUAUCGAAAGCGUCUACUCAAGUAUUAUUGAGACACUCUUCCUGAAAUAUAACUUCUGCGAAGAGGUGAUAACCGAAUGCAACAAUUUCAUUAAGUGUAUUCUGGAUAUAUUCCAAGGUGUCAUGGGAAGAGCAAGGGGAGAACAAGACACACUGUACCUGCACACAAGCAGAAUGAACUACCUGAUCAAUCGCCUUCUCCUGUGCGACAAGGAAAUCACAAGCAACAUUAAUGAAAUAUUGAUAUUCUUCAAAGAGGAUUUGUAUCGUAUCUUCUGCACCGAUGUCAUUUCACAUGCACAGAUUCAGCAGUGUACACAAAUCAUUGAGCAAUCCUUCACCACUCAUUUUGGUAAAUAUAUUUUACAGAAAAGUAAUGGGUUCUUCUUAAGUAGACAAGAAAAUAAGAUGACUGUUCAGGUAGAAUCCAACCUUUUUAAUAAUCCAGAUGGAAAAAUAAAUCUUCGUUUCGUAAGUAGAUUUUUUGAGGAUAAAAAUGUUGAAUGCUUCUACCAUGAUGUCGUAAGGAUGGUGUUGAUGAUUAAUUCUUUUCUCCUCUUAAGAAGAAGCAAUAUAAUUUUUUUGAAUGAACAGGAGGAUCUAAUACGAAAUAUUAUCUCCAUUUAUUGUGCAUACCAAAAUGACCGUUGUAUCUUUUUAUCGGAUGACUUGGAUUUUACUAGAGGGAAACUGCAGGAGGCUUACCGUCACACUGUGAAGUGCCUACUUGAAGAGAGUGAAGUUGUUAAUAAUGAAAACUUGGAAGUGGAAUUAAGGGGGAAUCCAAACAUUGAAGGAUCUAUUUUGGGUGCACACGGGAGAAACAUUUUCCUGGGGCCCUUCCCUCGCAGUGAGGAGUAUUUGGAUCUUAUGGACAACGUACUGCACAAUGGAGCCCUCGAUAGGCUUUACGAAGACUUCACAAACCAUUACUACUUAGAUAUAGUUAACCUAAUAAAGCACAAACAAGUACACAUAGAAGGAAAUAUGGAAAACUACAUCGCUCCGAUGCUCCUAAAUAGGAAUAAUUUUAUCUUCUACACGAAUUCUUAUCGGGAGUUUUAUCAGACGAACUCUUCUCGGUUUGUACAUUUCUUUAAAUCAUUCCACGUUGUCCACUUAAAUUUUUUUAAUUUUGAGGAGAGUAAAAUCUUUCUGUUUAACUUAUCGUUGCCUCUUUACAACUACGUGAAAGGAAGACCUACGUACCACUUCCCCAGUGAGCCACAGUGUGGGUUCGUCCCUGCAUCUAUCUCAGAUGUGGAGAUUCCUCUGGAAGUUCGUUUCCUCACUAGAAUCAGUGGAAGUUUGAAUGGGCUCCUAGCCAACCAGGGCAUCUACCACCAUCAAUGGGAUGAUUGCUCUGUUCGGGAGAAUUCAUUUCAUUGGAGGAAGGCUAGUUCACAAUUCGACGCAACUAUAUUUGUAAAGAGAACACACCAAGUGUACACCACACUGAAAAUGAACGAAGUGAACCCGUUGCAGGACAAAAGAGAAAAAUGCAAAAAGUUCAUUAACCAGUUGAUCAAGCCGAAUGAAGAAACACACACAUUAAUUUAUCAGAUAGAAAACAAAAUUAGGAAGAAGCAGAAUGAGAUGGAUAUCAUGAACAACCACGUGGAAAACGUAUUGAAAGAAUACAAAGAGAAAAUAUAUAAGGCAAAAAAUAACUUGAAAAAAAUUACCAAGGAAGAAUUUAAUCACUUCAAGCAUGAAAAUGAAAACAGAUAUGGCGGGUUCUUGAAAAUCGUGUACCUGUACAUUGGACAAAGAAAUGACGAGGAUCACAUUCAAAGUUCCUUCCAUUAUGGGUUCUUUUUUCAUCAAAUAAAAAAGGUAGCCAUAGAUUCAGUUACCAAGAGUCUCAUCCUCAAGUACGAAAAUGUAUCCAAUGUAGAAAGGUUCCUGAACUAUAAGUUCGUUAAUAUUUUAAAUGAUUUUAUCGUUUCGAUUAAUGAGUAUGUGAAGAAGAGGGAUUCUCUUAUGAUGCAACGGAAGGAGGUGAUCCAGUUGAAGCAGGAUAUUUGUGUCUUGCAGGGGGAACUGAGGAAGGCCAUGGUAGGCGCGGUUCCCCCCGAUGUGCGCGAUCUACUGGAGGAUCUGCUCUCCAUUGACCAAGAGACGAAGGAAGAAAUCGAACGAAAGACACAUAUCCUCCUUCCGCUGAAGAGCGUGCUCUUCACCUACUGCUCUGCCAUGGAAUCGAGGGAGAAAAAGAAAUUCGUAAAAUUGCUGAUGAAGGAGAGGGAGAAGUACAGGCGCAUGAGUCUCGGCGCGCCAGGGGUGGAACUCACGGGGCAAACAUUGGAAACAUGGCAAACAUGGCAAACAUGGCAAACCUGGCAGAUGGAACACCCUGAAGAACCCCACUGGUGUCGACCCAGCUGGGGUGGCCUGACCCCACGGAGUGCACUCAACCUAGAAAACUAUCUACCCCCCACAUUUAUAAAGGAAUAUGAGAAGCUUCAUCUCUGUUGGGACCACAUGCUCAUGUUUAAUUGUCAUCUGCUCGAUGUUCUACAGGAGAAGAUAAUCAUAUGCAUCGACCCUUUUCAACAGAUGAAGAAGUACCUUCUUAAGAAGUUCCGAAGCCAGAAGGAAAAGUACGUCUACGUGAAGUGGCAUUCCGGUUGGGAGAUUAACUCCGUGGGCGGGGACUGCGAAGAGAUAGCUCCCCUAUUGGAGGAGCAACUUCUGACGGAGCAAGGACACAACACAGACGCGAACCAACACGACGAGAAGAACUGCCCCGACGAGAAGAAUCGCCCAGACAAAGAGGUUCCUCUCGCGAGCAUCACAAACAGAAUAAGGAGCUACCGAAACAGGGGUUUUAACAUUCUAUUUAAAAACGUGGAUGAUAUUAUUUAUUCACUUGUGAACGAAGACACAGAUGGAUCUGGAGUUGUAUACAUUUUUACCGAAUCUCAAGAAGAGAUUGACUUCACGAAGAUUAGAGAGGAUCACCACAUCAUCCUCUGCGACUAUAAGAAGAGGAAUCUACUUAACCUAUUUGCUUACUAUUACGACAAGGAUGCGAGAAGACAGCCGGCUGGGGAGUUCCCAUCGGUGCUAAGGGCCCUACACGAGGAGAAGAUCAUGUGCCGAGCGUCCAACCUGCUUGAAAAGGCAACAAACGGGAAGGAUGAAAAUGCCAAGGAUCGUCACCAAGAAGAUACGCAUAAGAGCCAAUCGGAAGACUCACAAGGGAAAGAGAAAAGUGUACCAAAGGAAGAGGAUGAAUCAAACACUUCUACCGAACGACUAGUCGUCCUAACCUACGUGGCCUAUCUUCUAACACAGUCCCUCGGCAUGAUGGAAGAAAAAUACAAAUUCCCUCCUUGCAACUUCGUAAAAAUGAUUAAACUGGGAAUUAAUCUAUUCAAGGGAGGAAGGGGCAACGGAGGAGAGAGCAAAGAUGUCGAAGCGUAUGUGCUAAACUUCUUUUAUUUUCACAUUUUGUCCUUCAUCGAUAGUAAACAUACCCUGUUGCUAAAUUUUUUGCUUAGCAUGUACUUAGAUGUAUAUCAUUACAAAGCGAUCAAGUGGAAGGAAAUAUUUUUAUUUUUUCGAUGCUACAACAAGGAGUGGGAGAAACGGGUACUUGCUUCCAUUGGGGAGAAGCGGAAAAGGGAUGUUACACCCACAGAAACGGUCUGUCCUGGUGAGAAUAGCCACAAUUCACUUACGCCGGGGGAUACUUAUAUUCGAAAUGCAGACACUUCAUUUGGGAGCAUCUCAAAUGAGGGGUUGUCUUCCUUUCAACGCGAAAAGUGUACCUCUCAGGGGGUGGAAGACAUUUUGCAGAAUGACGAAGAGAACUGGUUGAGUGAUGUGUGGGAUAGUUCCUCCGUCGAUAUGAGUAGCAUAUGCGAUGAGAACUUUGGCUUGGUGGAUAAUGAGUUAGGUGAGGAAUACUACCAUGGGGAUUGCCAAACCCAGGAAGUACAGUGCGAUAGAAGGAAUGAAUCUUUCAAAGGUGAGAGAAACCGGUGGGGAGAAAAAAUGGUUUAUGGGAUGAGAAAAAAUAGGGAAAGCCAAAUUUUGAAAUGUGUUGACUCAUCGUUGCAGAUGCUUUAUAUGGAGAAGAGGAAGUUGAGGGCGAUAUUCUGUGAGGAGGAGCAUCUGCAUCAGCAGUCGUUGCAUGAUGAUGGUGAUAAGAAGGUGCCUGUUCCGAAUGAGAAGAAUGACAAAAGUGCCAAAUGUGACAAGGAGAAAAGUGGAGAAAUUACGAAAGGGAGAGAAAUCCACGUGUGCCACCACACCGAUAGCAGCGAUGACAACCAGUUCGAACAAUCUGUUAACGUUGAUGGUUGGAGGGAGGAAGAUUCCAUUGACUACUAUCUACCUGAACUUAUAGAACUGAGAAGGAGAAAGCCAUGUGUCUUCAAAAAAUUAUUACAACAUAUUAAGAAGAACAAAAAAAUAUGGAACAUGUAUGUUAGGACGACGAGUUCUCAUUUGGACGAAUCCACAGGUACAGGUGAAGAGAAUAAAAAGGAAGAUACGUUUCCAUUGAAAGAAUUUAACAGGCCAUCCAUGUUGUUUUACAAAAUUAUCAUCGAUAAAAUUAUUAAAAAGGAGGAGUUUAUCCUCUCGGUUAAGAAGUAUGUAGAUGUUAAACUCAGUGGAAUAAUUUAUUUUAGCAGAGAAUUGGUUAACAAGAAUCUGUGCCACUUCGUCUCGUCUCAUGUUGGAGGCAAUGUUGCGUGUUUUAUAGGGGGAGGGAAAAGAGAUGGAGAAACAUCGGGAGAUGUUAGAUCCAGAGGGGAAUCUGUGAAAGAUAUUACAACGGUAGAUGGUAGUUCCUACAGUGGUGAGAUGAACCCUUGUGAAUUCUUCAUACAGUGCGUUCAACGGGGAGAUUACUUCAAUUCUCUUCUCAAAGAAAGAAACAGGAUCGUUCUACUUGUGCAAAAAAAUAGACAUAGCUUCGCCUUGUCGAGGGUGAUGCUAAGCAACAACAAUGUGCUAUACAUAGACAUAAAAAAUGCAUCAAACUCCUUGUUAUCAAAACAAAAUGACAUGAUCAUGAUGGACAUUGGGGAGGGGGAAGACGUUCACAAAGCCGAGAAGUACAUACAGAAAAACUCUCACAAGAUAUAUUUUGUUUAUUAUAACCGCAUGGAUAGUCUAUCUGCUACCCUGCUACGGAACGCAGUAGUGGUUAACCUCGACUUCACACACCACUCAAGGGAGUACCUGUACUUUCUAUAUUUCUGCCUUAUCUCCAUGAGUGUUCGUACCAUAACAGAUGUGAAGGAACUAAGAGGAGAGGAAGACCACACCAGCGGGGAUACUUUCAGGUGUCUUUUCUUUACCAUCUUGUUCUUCACCCUGUUGAAUGAGCAGGGUCCAGUGGAAAAUCUAAACGUUAACGUGGAUUUGCUCAACGAGAUGGUUGCAACGGUGGAGGCAUUCUGUGAAGUGGUCCAGAAGGGAGGGCAUCACGCAGAGGUGUGUCAGGUAGAAGGUAACCACCAAGAGGCCACAAUUAAAGAGAACCUGGAUGACCGCGCAAAGUACAAGGCGCAAAUAAAAAACGCAGACAAAUGUAGGGAUUUCCUCUCUCACCACCUGAGGGCAUUUGUGGAACUACUAUUUCCCCCUGAAUGUAUACUAACGAAGAAUAUGCUACACUCCUUUGUAUGUAACUUAUUCUCCGGCAAAAUAUGCAGAAACACUCCAUCCGUUAUAAGCAAUGUUUUGCAAAUUCCGACAACAAUAACGACGCUACAUGGAAUGGUUGAGUAUAUAUACAAAAAUUUCUACUUAACGGAGAAAAUUUUUAAAAGGAAUAAAAAUAUACACUUGUAUGAAGGAGCACAGUUAAUUACCCUAACGGAGAGGAUACUCCUUUCUGAAUUGAAGUUUGUUAAUAGGGCCCACAGGAGAAACACCUUUCAGAUAAUUCUACUUUACCUGGAGGAAUUUUCCUUCUUCACAUCGAUGAGGGAGGCUGUCAACGCCACAUCGACAUUGAAGUACCUGACGGAGGAAUACAAUUCCCUGCUGAGGCACAUCACAAGCAUGAAGGCCGAAAUUAGAUACCUCAUCCAAAUGGCUAGCUCGGGCAACCUGCCGAAUUAUCCUUUGGUGGACAUGGUAUUGGAUUUGCUCACCUUCAGGGUACCUCAGAAGUGGGAUGCCCUCUCCAGGGGAGAAAACGACUUGCGCGAAUUCUUUGCGAACAUAAGGAAGAAGCUAACCUACUUGCGAAACCUGAUAAGGACAGAUCAGCGAGGAGGAAGACAUGUGUACGAUGUGUCAAUGUUUAUGAAUCCGCUUCUCUUUUUUUACUCCGUCUACUUGAGCUAUGCGAAGAGCAUGAACGUGCCCGUGAGCAGUCUGAGCGUAUCCUUCAAGUUCUCCGACGGAAUUGGCGGGAACGAGGAUGGCAUCUGGCUUAUGCCCAUACAAACAUACAAAGGCGAAUUUGUGACUAGUUCCCACCCCUUCACACAUAAAUGUAUACACAAGAGAAACAACAUUUUCAUGAAAAUCUGUGACGAGGAAAACAGGCGAGUUGUGUGUGCAGAUGGAAGAGAGGAGGAUAAUGUAAUGUCUGGCGGGGGAGUUGACGAGGAGGAAGUCACCUUCAAGGAGGCCACAAGAAAGGAAAUAGGAGAUCCUACCCCCCAAGUGGAGAACCAAGGUGACAGGGUAAAUAGCUCUAAUGGAGAAUUGUCUGCACAAAAAGGAAAAGACAUUAGAAUCCAUCGAAGUAACGAUUUUUGGCAAUACACCCGCAAGAAGGAAAAUCAAUUUUAUUACUACUCUCCCUACAUUUAUGUAAGGAUAAAAAAAAAUAAACAAAGUGAGAUAGUUCAAAAUGGAGGAAAUGAGAAAAGUAAUCCGAAUGGUUUAUACAACGAGAAUGGCGAUAAGGGGGGUGUUAAUAAAAAUGAAAAGGAUGCACAAAAUGGGGAAAUACUCGAAAGAGAACGAAGCAAUCUUCUUGAUAGUUAUGAGGAAGGGGGGAUGGAAAGGUUGAGCUUAUCUGGGUACCCUGCAGAUAAAUUAACUUCUGCCUUUAGAGCCUUUAAAAAUAACGACCCCUUUGACAGGAACGAUUUUGUGUUCUAUUGCCCCGUCAUGGUUUUCAAUCCGAGAACGAGAAGACAUGAUAAAACGCUUUUCUUCCUUCCCAUACCCUGCAUAUACAGCAAGACAAUUUACAACAAGUUCAAAGUGCACAUGUUAUUGUAG
Molecule: messenger RNA, 15567 nt
Organism: Plasmodium knowlesi strain H
Lineage: Eukaryota; Apicomplexa; Aconoidasida; Haemosporida; Plasmodiidae
Product: conserved Plasmodium protein, unknown function
Exons: 11
Coding region: 1-15567 (5188 amino acids)
Biological process (GO): microtubule-based movement
Cellular component (GO): dynein complex
Molecular function (GO): dynein intermediate chain binding; minus-end-directed microtubule motor activity; dynein light intermediate chain binding
Source: RefSeq, a predicted model, not a curated record